Molecule: messenger RNA, 2549 nt
Organism: Medicago truncatula (barrel medic)
Lineage: Eukaryota; Viridiplantae; Streptophyta; Magnoliopsida; Fabales; Fabaceae
Product: replication protein A 70 kDa DNA-binding subunit C
Exons: 12
Coding region: 815-2419 (534 amino acids)
Source: RefSeq, a predicted model, not a curated record
AUUCUAACCUACAUUUUACCUAUGUGUAACCUCACAAACAUCCCCCUUUCUAACUAUUUCCUUACAUGCAUUCUCUCAUUAUAAGCAAGACUUUGCUUAUGUGUCACCUCACCAAUAAUUCUUAUUUCUUAUAUGAAUUUUAGUAUAUUAUAUGAAUGAAUGCAUUCUCCUAUGAAAGGGUUAUAAUAUUUAGUGUGACAUAAAUAUUUUUAAACAUGUAACUGCCACAAUCCUUCAAAACUAUGCAAUUUCUCAACAAAAAAAAACAUAUAUGCAACUGCUAAAUGCAGCCACGAGUUAUUGGCCAAAUGAAUUGUAAAUGAAUUGUGAUUCACUGAUUUGUGACUCCCAUGAAUUUAUUGUGGCAAUCUAUGUGCAAAUCCCAUUUACCAAAAAUCAUUUGCUAAUUUUUUAAUUAAUAAUUACCAAAACUUGAAUGAUUAUGGUGUAGUAAUGGUCAGUUACACAUCUUACUUAUUACCUUUAUUAUAAGCGGCUGACAAUUAUAUGGGUAACUCCUUUUUACCAAAAUUAUGUACCUUUAUUUCUUAUUGUAACUCCUUAUAGGUUACGGUUUUAAUAUAUCAUGCCACACAAAAGCAAUGGUCACAGUAAACAAGGUUCACAAUUUUUUUAUUUGUAUCACCAAGAAUGCAAUAUAAAUAUAAAUAAAUAAAUAAACAAAUUAGAAUUUAAUAGAAGUAAUGAAUAAUUUCGGCCAAAAUAUGUUCAUCCUUGGUUACAAUUUCAAUUUGUGCCUCUUCGCAUUCCUUCACAUAAAGCCUAAAAAUUUGUUACACUUUAAACCAUUUCAAUGACAGUAUUUCCCACACACCUAUAUAACCAGCAUUGGUGUCAUUCCUUUUCCACUCAUUCUGUCACAUCUAUCUGUGUAAUUUCAUUUCUUCCCACAUACUCUCUUUGCUUCCCUACCAUGUCUGCCAUUGAUGUCAUUGGAACCAAGGUCGGAGAAGUCAACAACAAUGGUGUGCAUACCUUUCUCAACAAACUCUCCAAUGCUGCCCCUGAUACCAAGAUCAAAGUUAGGGUAGCACGCAUGUGGGACACGCUGAAUAUAACAAAAAAAAAGGAAAUAAUUAGUACAGAUAUGGUGCUAAUUGAUGAGAAGGCAAAUUGCAUUCAUGCUACAAUACCAAGGAGGUUCUCACCUUCAUUGAAGAAAGUCUUGCAAGAAGGCAAGAUAUAUGUAAUUUCACACUUUGAGGUCUCAAAAAACAAGGAGAAAUAUGCUGUGGUUGAAAACAAUCCCUCCAUGCUUAGUUUCUAUGGUGACGCAAUUGUGACUGAGGAGGGCUCGGAUGACAACACAAUCCCUCGCUAUAUCUUUGAAUUUGUUAAUUUCAAUGAUCUUAUCAAACGUUGCGGGAAAGAGGUGUUGGCAGAUGUAAUUGGAUUUAUAAUUGAUGUGGAUCCAAUUGAGGAGAAAACAACCGUCAAUGGGAAAGUCGACAUGUUGUCACUUCAUUUGGGGGAUGGCAGUGGGAAUGUCUUGAAGGUAACGCUAUGGGAUGACUAUGCUCCGAUGUUUAAUCAAAAACUGAUAGAUCAAAUGCAUGCUACUCCUAAGCCAAAUGUGGCAAUUUUUACCUCCACUUUGGUAAAACAAUACCAAGGUGAGCUUUAUGUUUCGUCUUCAAGAUCCACAACAAUUUAUAUCAACAUAGACACCCCUGAAGUUGCUGAUCUAAUUUUGUCGUCCAAGGGGAAAAACAGUGUUCUGAAAACAACUGAAACUUUGUCUUUAACUAAUGUUGAUGUGAAGACCAUAUCUGAGCUUUUAUCCAUGGCAGUUUCGGGAGUUUAUCAGGGUGAUGUUGUCUACAAUUGUGUUGCAACAGUUGAUGACAUCCUGCUAAAAAAUGGGUUGUAUUAUGUUUCUUGCCCUCAUUGUAGGAAAACUGUGAGUUCCACUGAGACAGACUUCAAUUGUGAGCAUUGUACUAAAAAGGUCGACUAUCCAAAGAUUAGGUACCGUUUGGAACUUCAAGUCAACGACUCUACGGAAUCAACAAUAUUUGUGUUGUUUGCCGAAGUUGCUGAACAAUUGGCACAACUAAAGCUAGAUGACCUCACCCCGGAUUUAGAAAAUCAGACUGGACGUGACUCUGAUCUGCCUAAACAGCUCCAGCAUAUCAUUGGUUCAAAGCAUAUUUUUCAAGUUAAGCUGAGCUCUUACUUUGAACGUCGUGGAGUACAAAGCUUCACUGCACAUAAGAUUCUGAAGCCAGUUGUUAAGAUUGAGAAAGAAGACAACAUUGCCACUGCGUGUUCUUCCUCAAGUGGAUCUCUUACCAUUGAAAUACCAGAUUUGCCGAAGAAGAGGAGAAAAUUAAUAUUGCACUCCAACAAAUCAGGUGAUAAGGACCAGAAUGAAGAUGUGGAAGAUUUAGAAGAUUGAGAAGUUGGCUGCUAAGGAUUUAAGAGGAUUUGCUUUUGAAGUUGUUUUUCAUGGUUUAGUUUAUGUUUCUCUAAUCAAUAGAGAUGUGGAUUUCAGUUUAUGUUUUUUUGAGGUUGUGUUUUUUUUUUUU